Molecule: messenger RNA, 8879 nt
Organism: Cinara cedri
Lineage: Eukaryota; Metazoa; Arthropoda; Insecta; Hemiptera; Aphididae
Source: the annotation of a GenBank genome assembly
CCGGUUGAUGAUUUCGGUGUUGGUAGCAUUGGUCCAUGGUGGGGAGAAAGGAGAGAGAAUACAGUGAUCGGUAGUUUUUUCGUUUGUCACCGUGAAUGCGUUUUGAUGAUAAAUUCUCCGUGUCCGCCGAAUGCCGUUCGAACCGAUAAUCGCUGUAAAGUAACGUACGCACGUCGUCGACAUUUAUAACGUGAUCCGGCCGACCAACAACAGACUCAGAAUUUAGGCCGCCGAGAGCCGUAUGUGUUUUUACUGUUCAGUCAUUCAGUGUACAUGCAUACCGUUAGUUGGAUAUGUUGACAGUGUGAAUUAAUAAUUAUUAGGCGGUAAAAAUAUAAAUUAAAUUAUCUUUAUAACAUAGGUAUUAUUCGGUUUGUUUAUAAAUUUGUAUUGACAUACCUAUAUAUAUAUUCAUAAAUAAAGUACAUAGAAAUUAUUUUUCAUCUACUUAUUAUAAUAUACAGGACGGCUGAAAAGUAAGUCGGGGUGGUUUGAUGGCUUAGAAAUUUCAUUCAGUUUUUAUCCCUUGAUAAUCCUUCUACAGUAUUGUUUUUCCUCCAAAUAGUUUUAUUUAACACCCGAUUGGUGUUUGAAUAUCUUGAAUGUUUUAGCACAUGUUUUCCCUAUCAAGAAAUACUAAUCUAAUAUUUGCAUACCUAUUGAUGUGGUUUGCUUUUAAUUACCUAUACCUAUUACGUUGCAUGUUACCAAUUCAAAAAUUGACCGUGUUAUUUGGAUCAUAAUAUGCUAUGUUCAUACCAUUACUAACUCGUGUACAUAAUUAAUAUUUUACCAUUUCUUGCUAUAAAGUUAAGAUUUUUGAUCAAUUUAAUCAUUUUUACAUUGCAAAAAGGUAUGUAGGUAGUUUAAAUAUGUAUACAUUUCAUUAAUAAAGUCUAAUUUAUCAGAGCUAUCUUCGUUAUUGUAUUAUAUUUUUUAUUUAUUAUCCAUGAGUUUUGUUUUUGGUAAAUGUUCAUUAAGUAGGCAUGCCUAUUGAUAAUCUCUAUUUAAUUUGUUCCUCGUAGUCAUGUUUUAAAUUUACCUAUUUAAAUUUAUUUUCUUAAUUUUGCUUAGCAAUUAUUUAUGAUUUAUAAAAUACAUUUAUAUACUACCUACCUAUAUCUAGUUAUAUUUUUGGAAACCUUUUGAAUAGAUUUUUUAUUCAAUUAAUAUGCUUUUAUAAGUUAUUAGUAAAAGUACAAAUAAUUGUAAUUAUAUAUUAUAGUCAUAAUUUAUAUUUAUUAAUGUCAAUUCAAGUAUUAUAAUACAUACAGUUCUAGUAAGUAAGUUAAAUUCUUGGUUAAAUUUCAAAUACCUAGUUUGUUGUAUUAUAUUGUAACUACAAUAUUAUAGGUUCUAUAUCCAAAAAAAAAAACUACAAAUUAAUUGGGUACCUAUGUAUUUAAUAGAAGAUAUAGAUAAAUUUUACAAUAAAUAUUUACUAUAUAAUAAUUGUAUUAUAAUCUUAAUUUGUGUAAUUAAUAGGUAGUAUUACUAUAUUUAAUAUUUUUUAAAUACCUAUAAAGUUUUAGUUGAUAAUGAAAAAGAAAUUGAUUUAAAAUUGUUUAAAUUGGUUUUUUAAAACCCAAUUAAUCUUUUUAAUAUGACUUAAAUUAAUUAUAGAAAUCUACUUUGAUGAUUUAACUAAAAAUAAAUUAACAUAGUAACCACAUUUAAGUAUAAAUAAUGAAUUUUGUAUUUUUUCGAUGUAGGUAUAUUGCCUAUUAUUUUAUGGUUUUAUAAAUUCCAUUUAAAAAUAAAAGUUGAGUUUUGUGAAAAUAUAAUGUCUAUACUAUAGGUAUUAAAGGUGAACACUUUAGGUGCAUUUAAUUAUGUAUUUGAAAUAAAAUAUUUAUAUUUCAGAAUAAUUAUUUAAUUUACUCAAUUAGUUAUUCUUUAUAUUUGAUAUUUUCUUGAGCUUGAUAUUAUACCGUCCUCCUGCAGAUUGAAUAAAAAUAAUAGUUUGUCGCUAUUACCCCGACUGGUCAUUCAGUUUAUGUUAUUGAAAUAAGCGCAUGAAUCCGCAAUCUGGUACAUGGCCACAAAAAUCGAUGAGAACCCGAUUAAACGGUACAAACCUUCCAGUCCGACACCUCAGUUGAGAUAGUAAGUUGUAAAUAACCAUAAAUUUAUAAUUAAAGUUUUACAAAAUCAUUAGGUACAGUAGGUAUACUUUUGGUGUUGGGCUUGUAUGCUUUUUAAGAACACUUACUGGAUUGGUAUAACAUGCCUGUAUCUGGUAGUUUGAAUUGUAUUCCAAAAAUAAUUUUAUUUGCUUCUUGUUCUGUUGUUUCAUUAAUAAUAUUAUCCUUGAUAUAUAUAUGUAUCCACCCAUGACCUGUCAUACAAUUUUCCUUGCGUUUUUAAAACGUCUUAACUAAUUGAAUUGGUUUUUGGCAGCCAAGAGAACGGAAACAAUAUAAUGGAUAUAACUGAAAACAAUGUAGCAACUGAAAAAGUUGUUAUUUUGGAUGCAGGUGCUCAAUAUGGUAAAGUAAUUGAUCGAAAGGUCAGAGAACUAAAUAUUGAAAGUGAUAUGUUGCCAUUAAAUACUCGAGCAAUAACAAUUAAAGAAAAAGGAUAUAGGUAAUAUUACUAAUAUUAUAUUUUUAAAUGUAUAUUUUUUUUUUAAUGUCAGGUAUUACAAAUUGUAAUUUUAGGGCUAUAAUAAUUUCUGGAGGUCCUAAAUCAGUUAAUGCUUUGGAUGCUCCAACAUAUGAUACUGAUAUAUUUAGAAUAGGAAUACCAAUUUUAGGUAAGAUUUCUUUUCUAUUUUUAUAUUUUAUUGUGUAAUAAAGUCUCGCUUUUUAAUUUUAGGGAUUUGUUAUGGCAUGCAAAUGAUGAAUAAAGAAUUUGGUGGUCAGGUUUCUGCAACUGUUGGUCGUGAAGAUGGUAUUUAUAAUGUUGAUAUAGAUUGUCAAUGUUUAUUGUUUAAGUAAGUUUUUUUGCACUAACUGAUUUAUACAGGACUGGAAAGAAUGGCUGAAUAGUUGUGGGGGACUGUCUUGACUGUUGAAAAUCCAACUAAUUAUGUGGGGCGUGCGGAUAAAUUUUUCCUUAAUGAACUCCAGCGCUAUUUUUUAAAAUGAAAUGUGCAGUGAGACUAAUAAAGGAAUUGAAUCUGUAAACUGCAUUGUGCGUUUGUUUUUUUUUUUGUCAUGUUAUUGGUCGUUUUCAGUCCUAGUUUUUUAUAAUCUGGUUUUUAGUAAAAAUAAACUUGCAAUGUUGAUAUAUUAUAAUUAUAUUAUUUUUUAUUGUAAAUUAAGAUCAUUAAGUAAAGUCCAAACUGUUCUUCUUACUCAUGGUGAUUAUGUUACAAAAGUCGCUGAUACCUUUAAAGUGAUAGCGACAUCAAAUAAUAUGAUUGCUGCUAUUGGUAAUGACAUUAAAAAAAUGUAUGGUCUACAAUUUCAUCCAGAAGUAAGUAAUAUUGAAAUUUAGCUUUAACAGUGUUUUUUUUUUAAUAAAUUUAAAAAUGUACUUUUGUGCUAGGUGAAUUUAACUGAACAUGGUACUCAAAUGCUUAGAAGCUUUCUAUACAACGUAGUUGGUUUAACAGGAUUAUAUACUAUAUCAAGCCGUGAACAUGAAUGUAUUAAAUACAUUCGUGAUAAAGUUGGUCAGAGUAAAGUUUUGGUAUUAUUAAGUGGUGGUGUUGAUUCUACAGUUUGUGCUGCACUAUUACAUCGAGCAUUAGAUCGAGAACAAGUAAUAGCUAUGCAUAUAGAUAAUGGUUUUAUGCGUUUAGAUGAAAGCAAACAAGUAAUGCAAUCUUUAACUGAUUUAGGAUUAGACGUAAAAGGUAUGCAUGAAUUAUUCUUAAUAUAACUAUUCUUAGUAUUGUUAAUUCAUACAGAAUUUUUUUUUUAUUAGCUGUAAAUGCGACAUUUGAUUUUAAAUAUGGUACGACUAUAUUCCCUGAUCUGCAUGUGUCCAAUCGUACUAGAAUUUCUCCUCCUCUGUGUCAAACUAGUAAUCCCGAAGAAAAAAGAAGAAUAAUUGGUGAUGUUUUUGUUAAGGUAGUAACGUUUUCAUUUUUAUGAUUAUUGUAAUUAAUAUUGAUUUACUUUUAGAUUGCUGAUAAGUUCCUGAAAAUAUUAAAUUUAUCAUCGGAAGAAGUGUAUUUGGCUCAAGGAACUUUGAGACCAGAUUUAAUUGAGUCUGCUUCAAAGUUUGCUAGUAAAAACGCAGAUACUAUAAAAACCCAUCAUAAUGAUAGCAAAUUAAUACGUGAAUUACGAGAUAAAGGACGUGUCAUUGAACCUUUACAAGACUUUCACAAAGAUGAAGUAUUUAAUUACUUUUACAAUUUUGAAUAAGUACCUAAUUAUUUUUUGUUUAUUUUAGGUCAGAAGGUUAGGAAUGGAUUUAGGAUUAAGUGAAAGUAUUGUAUAUAGACAUCCAUUUCCUGGUCCUGGUCUAGCUAUAAGAAUAUUAUGUGGAGAUGAACCAUUUAUCGAAAGAGAUUUUUCUGAAACUCAAGUUGUAGUUAAAAUUGUUGUGGAAUACCGAGAUAUGGUUUUAAAGGUAUAUUUUUUUGCUGUAGCAUAUAAUUAUUAUUUAUAACAACUAAUUAGUUUUUUUCCUAUGUUGGGAAAUAAUUUAAAAAAAAAAAAUUAACUUUUACUUUUAUUCCCAAAAUAACAUAAUAGAUUAUAUCACUGACUAAGUAACAAUAUCUAUUAAGAUUAAAUUACAUUGUUUUCGUGUAUUUUAGAAUAUUAUGAUUCAAACAGUCCAUUCUCCUUUAAAUAAAAUUGAAUUGUAGUCCAAAAGUUAGAGAAUUAAAAUAAAUGAGGACAAAUUCAUAUAAGGUAAUUUAGGAUCAGUGGUUGGUAACCUUUUUGCUCUGUUUGCAUUUAAAAAUUUUAAAAAAAUUCACUGGCCAAACAAAAAUUAAAAUUGCAGUCUUAUUUUAAAAUUUGAGUUGAUAUGUUUAAAUUUUCAUUCAAGUGUGAACAUAAAUAUUAUCUGCUCAAAUCAAAUAUUAAAUAAAAAAAGGUUUUAGGUAAUGCGACUUUGUCUAAAUUAUUUAGACUAAUAUUUAUCAGGUAUGCUUAAAACUUAAUUUUUGAAAAAUUCUGUAUCUAUACAUGUUUUUUUCUUGCAUAGUUAUUUUCACAUUAGGUGUAAAAAUGACUUUAUUUUGAAUGGAUACUUUUGAAAAACAUAGUUUUCUGUAGUUUUUGAACUUCAAUUACUCUUACCUGGUCAUGUGAGGUGUCACAUUUAAUUUAUGUUUGGAAUCAUAAUAUCAUUAAAUAUUGUAUUCUUUUCAAUACAUAAAUUAAAUAAUGAUAAAUUUGGCACAUUACUUACUUUAUUUUCAAUUACAAGGUGAUUGACCCACUUUUUUGAAAAAAAUAUACUGAAUUAAUUUUUUUAGUAACAUACAUAAUUGAUAAUUGAUACUUAAUUUACUACACUAUAUAAUUACAUAAACAACAUACCAAGUUGUAGUUCAAGCAAAAAACGGGAUGCGACUGGUUUGAAAAUUAUGAAUAUCUUAGAUUCAAUUAUAUUCUAUGCAUGCAGACAUUAUAUAUAUAGAUAUUAAUAUAUUAUAAUCUUAUAUAUAAAAUUUUCGUGUCGUGUGUUUGUGGUUGCACUCUGAAAUGGCAUGACCAAUUUUAAUGAAAUUUUUUUGUAUGUUAGGUAGGUAUUAAAGUAUUUUUCACUUCACAGUAAUUUUUUUUUGUUGAUUUGUGUUACCCCGGUAACGGAUGAAAAAAAAAAAAUGAAAAUUAAUUAUUAUAACAAAGUAGUUGAAAAAUAUGUGAUUAUCAAAAUCGGUCUUGCCGUUCUUGAUUUUUCAAUGGUGUAAUUAACUUGACUUUGUUUUAUUUUUAUAAGAUUUUUGUUUAUUCAAGGGUUGCAUGAAAAAGAAAACUAUUAUAAUUAUUAUUAUUGCUAUUAUUUACACUAUUCAAAUUUCACAAUUGAACACAUUUAGUCCGCCGAAUGUGAACUUGUCACUUUCCACCUAUUUGUUUUCAUUCAAUUCUGACACGGCUAAAACCAAACAUGAAUAUGGGUAAAAUAAUAAUAUACAUAUACAGGUGUCCCAUGAUGAUCUGUCUUUUGAAAUAACUUUUGUUCUGAUUAGAUAUUUUUUUAAAUAAUUAGGUAUGCCUCUACAAUAUAUUCUAUGUAUGAACAUUUUCUUUAGGUGGAGGGGGAUUUAAAAUGAAGAAUUUUACUUUAAUUUUUUAAAAAAAAUUAAAAAUAGCCAUUUUGUAAAAUAGAUUUUUAGAAAAAUGUUGGUGGUUGAAAUUUGUUAAAAUACUGUCUUUUAGGUUCUAUAAUUUUUUGGAAAUUAGAAUAAUUUUAUUUUCAAUUGUAACAAUAUUUUUUAUCAACAUAAAUUACCAGUAUUGAUUUACUUCUCCAAUAACCAUUAUCUAUAAUACGAUAAUAUUAUUGCAUGAUAUUAAUUCAUGGAAAAGAAAAUUCUUGUCAUGUGCCCUAACUAAUUGAUUAAAUUUCAAAUAGAAUAAACCACAAUAGGUAAUAUUCACAUUUGCAAAAACUUUAAAAUAUUGUAGAAAAUAAAAGAUCAUACUUUAAAAAAAGUUUCAACCACCACACAUUUUUUAAAAAUCUCUUUUGAAUAUCUUUUAAAAAAUUAUAGUAAAAUUUAAAAUUUUUUAUUUUAAGUCACCCUCUCCCUAAAAAAAAAUUUCAUAUAUAUACUGCAGCGCAGAGGUAUACUAAUAAUUUAAUAAUAUUUACGUAUGUCAAAAAUAUUGAACAGCCCAAUGCUUUUUAUAAAUUCUUAAUUCUUAAUUCUUAAAUUAAAUUCCUAGUUAUUGCAAUAAAUAAAAACCAACUAGGUUUCACGACACAAAAUAUAAACAUAAUCAAGUUAAUAUACAUGUCUUCAAAAUCCAGACAAAUAAUCAUUAUUUAGGGAAAUAAACAUUAAUACUGCAUAAUCAAUAUAAAUUAAAUGCAUAUCAAAAUAUUUUGGGCUAAAUUUGUCAGAAAUAAAUUUUUAUCUAUUAUUCAAUAAUUUGGCUGGCUGUAAUUACCCAAUUACUUUUAUGUUUAGCAUAACUGCAAUUUUACUGUUUUAGAUUAUUAUGAAUAUUGCAUAUGGCAUAAUUUUGAUUAGGUUUGGUUUUAUGUAUUCUCUUUUAUUUGUAAUAAAUAUUUAUUAUUAUUUAGGCACUUAUAUUUAAUUUAAAUAUUUUUAGAGUCAUGCACUUUUAAAUAGAAUAGAAAAUGCAACUUCCGAAAAUGAACGAAAAAUGUUGUAUGAAAUAUCUUCCAAACAGAAAAUGACUGCCACACUUUUACCAAUAAAAAGUGUUGGAGUUCAAGUAAGUAUUUCAUUACUAUUUUUGUAUACAUACACAUAAAUACAUAUAUAUAUAUAUAAAAAAACAUAUUUUUGGUAUGAAAAAGUGUUGUUUAUUUCUAGGGUGAUAAACGUUCUUACAGUUAUGUGGUAGGCAUUUCUUGUACAAACCCUGAGCCCAUUUGGGAAGAUCUGUCAUAUUUGGCCAGAAUAAUACCUAGAGUAUGUCACAAUGUUAAUAGGGUAUGUUAUAUUGCUGGUCCACCAGUUGCUUACCAAGUGUUGGACAUAACACAUACAUAUUUAAAUGUUCAAGUGAUAAGUUUGCUGAAAGAAGCUGAUCAUGCAGUUAAUAAGGUAUGGCAGUUAAAUAAUAUAAACAUAUAUUUUUUAAUCAAAUAUUAUUGGGGGUUUUCAGGUUUUAACAGAAUGUCCAACUAGCAUGCGGAAAGUAAGCCAGAUGCCAGUAGUUCUUAUUCCUGUACAUUUUGACCGAGAUGUUGCAUACCGCCAUCCAUCAUGUCAACGUUCAGUUGUAAUUAGGCCAUUUAUUACAGAAGAUUUUAUGACUGGUAUUCCUGCAUUGCCUGGAAAACAUAUAUCUGCUCCAGUUAGUAGAUUUAUUAUAUUCAUAUAGUGUCAAUCCAUUUGAUGUUUUUUUAAAUUUAUAAAAAAAAAAAUGUUAUGUUUAGCUUGUACACAAAAUGAUGGCUGCUGCUCAAGAAAUACCUGGUAUAUCUCGAGUUUUAUAUGACCUAACGCCAAAACCUCCUGGUACUACAGAAUGGGAAUAAAAUAUAUUCUAAUAAUUGGUCGAAUUUUGAAAAACAUACUUAAGAAACGUAAGUUUCAUUGCCCUACUAAAUAAAAGAUAAAUAUUUAAUACAAUUGCUCACUGGUGGUUCAUCAAUGGUAAAAACAAAGUUUUUACUUAUUUUCCUAAAGAGUUUCCAAAAACCAAACUAUUUUGCUGUAAUAUUAUGAUUUAAACUCCAUUGAUCAAUAUUUAUUUUUUGAUAAAUUAUUAGUCCUGAUUGUUGUUUACAUACUAAGUUUUUAUUAACACUGAAAUAAGUCUGUAAAAUAUUAUUUUAAUAUGCUAAUGAUAACCUGAAUGUACUGACAAUUAAUUGUGAAACACAACUCAAAUAGAAAGAGCCUUUUGUACAAAGUAAAAUCUCUAUUCUAAUAAUAUAUAACUGUAUCACCAACAUCUGAUUAGCUUAAUAUGUUAUUAUAAUUUCAUUAAAAAUAUAUACUUGUAUUUACUACCAAUGAAGGAUUUAAAUCAAUAUUCUAUUUCUUUUUUUGUUAAUGUUUUAAAAUUGUGUAAUUAUUGAAUAAAAAUUCAUAUGAAAAAAAAUAUGCUUUCAUUAUUUUUUUUUUAUUUAUAUUGUAGUUAUUAAUUAGCUAUGAAAUCUAAUCAUUACAUUUUACUACAUAUGCGAGUACUGAAACAUGAAUAUGUUUAUGACACCAUACUGGAAAUUUGAUUGUCAAGAGUAAUAUGUAUAAAUUAUUAUAUUGUAUUCAUUACAUAUUUAUGUCAUAGAAUUUAAUGUUAUACAUUCUAACUUAU